Chara braunii is the source of this 1652-nucleotide messenger RNA. The record is from the annotation of a GenBank genome assembly. Lineage: Eukaryota; Viridiplantae; Streptophyta; Charophyceae; Charales; Characeae.
AGGUUGCUUCCACCAAACCUUGGAAAACCCUUCGCAUCAGCCAAAAAGAAUGGGAAAGAAUAUCCAAACUACGCGUAUGCUUGCAUUGUUCAAAGCCUGGGCAUGCUUUGCAAGAUUGCUAUCGUCUUCAGGGAAACAGGCAAGGGGCAUAGAGGAGUCAUCAGCACUCUCUACAGCAAGGGAAGUUGGGCAGUCAGUUGCAGGCCCUUCCGAGGAUCCUGGAUCUCAUCAGCAUCGUUCUCUUGAAACCCAAAUUAAUGUUGAAUCCAAGGCUGACGCAGUUCAAGUAUUGUACACUGAGCCUUGGGAGGAGUCUAAAGAGGUCGACCUCCACGCCGACAUGAAGCAUUGGCUGCAGCUCAAGCAGCAACGCCGUGUUCAAGGGAGCGUGAAGCUGAUUUUCUUUAAGCUACUCAUUAACCGCCGAUACAUCUGUGUGCUGAUUGACAGUGGUUCGACCACUAAUUUCUUCUCUCCGAACGGGAUUCGUAAGGCGGGCCUGGGUAUGAAGCAAGUUGAACUGCAGAACCCUUGCCGGACUCAGGUGGGCAACCAAGAGGUUGUCACUUCUACUCAUGCUGUCAAAGGUGUGCGCAUCACCUUUGACAAAGAUCGCACUGUCACACAUGAGCUGAAUUUCUAUAUCCUGGACAAGUGUCCUUUCGACGCGGUCAUUGGCUUGGGCUGGCUAAAGGCUCAUUGCCUAAGGACCACGUGGGCAGACAACCAGUUCGUGGUACUUGAUGCCAAGGGGAACGAGCGUACCGUCUUACUAGACGAGACACGCGAGUCCCUUGUGACUCUUCUCAGUGCUAACAAAUUCUGCAGAUUCAUCAACAAACAUUGGAAAGACUUCACGUCUCAGAUCUACUACAUCAAACUGAACAGGACUUCUGGUCGACACCCCGAAGCCAACGGAUUGGCUGAGGAGAUCAACCAGACUGUCAUCCAAUUGCUUCGUGCACUAAUUGUUCCAGAUCAGAACAUGUGGGACAAGGAAUUGCACAAAGUGAAGGGGUUGUACAACAACUCCAUCCAUUCUGCGACUGGUGUGACACCAAACCAAUUGCAGUAUGGAUGGCCUAUGCGUAAUCCCCUCUCCUAUCUGUUCCCCGAACGGUCACCUGGUCUGAUGCCUGGCAUGCCUCGCUACAUUGCCAAGUACGCACGCUUGCUCAAAGCCGCUACAGCAGCUAUGAACAAGCGUCAGCAUGCCAUGAUCAAACAUGCCAAUAAGCUGCGCAAAGAAGAAAAAUUCAAAGUAGGGGAUUAUGUUUGGGUCAAAAUGUCUGAGUUUUCUGGUGAAGAGGGCAUAUCACGGAAGCUUCUUCCACUGUACUACGGCCCUUGGUAGAUUCUGAAGGUAGUCGGGGAUGACUUCGGUCCUUCGUACAUGAUUGACGUGCCUCCUCACCUACGCACGUAUCCAGUCUUCCAUGCCUCCAAACUGUUCCCACACGUUGAUGAUGAGACUUUUCCCUUCCGUGACCCUAUGAUACCUCGCCCUAUUGACGGCGGCCAUGAGAUUGACAGAAUCGUUUCUCGCGAGGGGAGAGGGAGGAACAGACAAUACAAAGUUCAUUUCCUCUACCACCCAUUGAACGAGUUCUUUUGGAUCGACCGGAAAGAACUGAUAAAAAGUGUUCCACGUG